Egretta garzetta (little egret) is the source of this 489-nucleotide messenger RNA. RefSeq names its product synuclein alpha (gene SNCA). The record is from RefSeq and is a predicted model, not a curated record. The transcript is spliced from 5 exons. NCBI's taxonomy places the organism in Eukaryota, Metazoa, Chordata, Aves, Pelecaniformes, Ardeidae. Gene Ontology annotation, biological process: synaptic vesicle endocytosis; chemical synaptic transmission; regulation of dopamine secretion. Gene Ontology annotation, cellular component: cytoplasm; axon terminus; neuronal cell body. Bases 1 to 432 code for a protein of 143 amino acids. Gene Ontology annotation, molecular function: cuprous ion binding.
AUGGAUGUGUUCAUGAAAGGACUUUCCAAGGCAAAGGAGGGAGUCGUAGCAGCAGCAGAAAAAACCAAGCAGGGUGUGGCAGAAGCGGCAGGGAAGACGAAAGAGGGUGUCCUCUAUGUGGGUUCCAGGACCAAGGAGGGAGUUGUUCAUGGUGUCACAACAGUGGCUGAGAAGACCAAAGAGCAAGUGUCUAAUGUUGGGGGAGCUGUGGUGACAGGAGUGACGGCGGUGGCCCAGAAGACAGUGGAAGGAGCAGGGAACAUUGCUGCAGCCACUGGCUUGGUGAAGAAGGAUCAGUUGGCCAAACAGAAUGAAGAAGGUUUCCUGCAGGAGGGAAUGGUGAAUAAUACAGAUGUUCCUGUGGAUCCUGAGAAUGAGGCUUACGAAAUGCCUCCAGAGGAAGAGUAUCAAGACUAUGAACCUGAAGCAUGAGAGUCCUUCCCUUCCUUUGUAUCUCCUGAAAUCUACUAACUACUAAAGACGUCCCAU